AUGACUGCAGAAAAAAGUACAACAAUACUUAUGAAGUGGGCUGAAGAUAUGGUUAAAAAAAAUAAAGAGAGGAUUCAAGGAUGGUCGGUAUCCAGUGUUGACAAUACAACAUAUCAAGUGCAUGACUUCAAAAGUGGUGGCAUAGUGAAUUUGAGGGAAAAGACUUGUUCUUGCAGAUAUUGGCAACUAACUGGUUUGUCAUGUGGUCAUGUGAUAAUGAUUUUAACGCACUUGAAAAUUGAUCACUGUGGGCAUAUGGCUAUAGAUGCAUAUAAAAUUGAAACAUAUCGAAGAACAUAUGAGCAAGCCAUAUACCCUCUUUCAAAACUUAGUGAUUGGGAGGUUCCGGAUGACCUUAUGGUUAUUAAUCCUCCUGUGAUGGAAAUACGAUAA
Molecule: messenger RNA, 393 nt
Organism: Lactuca sativa (garden lettuce)
Lineage: Eukaryota; Viridiplantae; Streptophyta; Magnoliopsida; Asterales; Asteraceae
Molecular function (GO): zinc ion binding
Source: RefSeq, a predicted model, not a curated record